Molecule: messenger RNA, 835 nt
Organism: Staurois parvus
Lineage: Eukaryota; Metazoa; Chordata; Amphibia; Anura; Ranidae
Source: the annotation of a GenBank genome assembly
AUAGCUCUUCUCUAUCUUUGCCUUUGCGACAUGUGGAAGUUACUCUGGACAAUUCACGCUCAGCGUCGACUGUGUCAACAAAACCGAGAGCAAGCGGAAUAUUAAAGUGGACUUUGAAUAUCCAUUUAAGCUGCACCAAGAAUAUUUCGAUGCUCCAACAUGCCGAGGAGGUGGCAUAACCAAGAUUUUCUUAGUCGGGGAUUAUUCAUCUUCAGCGGAGUUUUUCGUCACAAUCGCAGUGUUCGCUUUCCUCUACUCGCUGGGGGCACUCAUCACCUACAUAUUCCUACAGAACAAGUACCGCGAGAACAACAAAGGGCCAAUGAUUGACUGCAUUGUGACAGCUGUCUUUACCUUCUUGUGGCUGGUGAGUUCCAGUGCAUGGGCCAAGGGUUUGUCUGACAUCAAGAUGGCCACAGAUCCCGAGCUGAUCAUCGAGCAGAUCCCGGCUUGUGAGAACCCCGAAAACAAGUGCCAGGAAGAGCGGGAUCCUGUCAUGUCGGGGCUGAACACCUCCGUGGCCUUCGGCUUCCUGAACUGCUUAAUCUGGCUGGGAAACAUCUGGUUUGUGUUUAAAGAGACAGGAUGGACAGCUCCAUUCAUGAAGUACCCACCACCAGCCCAGGAGAAGCAUCCAGCUCCUGAUUCCUAUGGGCAGGGGCAGGGGCAGGUGCAGGGCCAGGGCCAAGGCUAUGGUCAGCAGGACUCAUACGCACAACAAGGAGGUUACCAGCCUGACUACUAUGGCCAGCAGCCUGAAUACAACCAACAGGGGUACAGCCAAGGCGGGUAUAGCCAGCAAGGUGUCCCAACCUCGUUCUCCAACCAGAUGUGA